GUGGAGUUUCCUCCAAUGAGGAGGGAGAGGGAGGCGGGGUUUGGAGAGAGGCGGGUCCUGAGUCACAUGACAGGGGAGGGAGUGGAGGCAGGGAGGCCGUCAAGGACUGCGUCGGGGCUGUUGGCGCAAGUGGGUCCGCGAUGCCGACAACACAGCAGUCUCCUCAAGAUGAGCAAGAGAAGCUCCUGGAUGAAGCCAUUCAGGCUGUCAAGGUCCAGUCUUUCCAAAUGAAGCGAUGUUUGGACAAAAACAAGCUCAUGGAUGCCUUGAAACAUGCCUCAAACAUGCUUGGUGAGCUAAGGACUUCAAUGCUAUCUCCAAAGAGCUAUUAUGAACUCUAUAUGGCUAUCUCUGAUGAACUGCACUACCUGGAGGUGUACUUGACAGAUGAAUUUGCCAAGGGAAGGAAAGUAGCAGAUCUCUAUGAACUGGUCCAGUAUGCUGGAAACAUCAUUCCACGGCUCUACUUACUAAUAACAGUUGGGGUGGUUUACGUGAAGUCCUUCCCACAGUCCAGGAAGGACAUCUUAAAAGACCUGGUGGAAAUGUGUCGUGGUGUUCAGCAUCCUCUGCGAGGCCUGUUUCUUCGCAACUACCUCCUUCAGUGCACACGGAAUAUUUUGCCUGAUGACGGAGAACAGACAGAUGAAGAAACAACUGGAGACAUUAGUGAUUCCAUGGACUUUGUGCUGCUGAACUUUGCUGAGAUGAAUAAGCUCUGGGUGCGAAUGCAGCAUCAAGGUCACAGUCGAGAUCGGGAGAAGAGGGAGCGUGAGAGGCAGGAGCUGAGGAUCUUAGUGGGCACCAACUUGGUUCGUCUCAGUCAGUUGGAAGGUGUCAAUGUGGAAAGAUACAAGCAGAUUGUUUUGCCUGGUAUAUUGGAGCAAGUUGUGAACUGCAGGGAUGCCCUAGCUCAAGAAUAUCUCAUGGAAUGUAUUAUUCAGGUCUUCCCAGAUGAAUUCCACCUGCAGACCUUGAAUCCUUUUCUUCGAGCAUGUGCAGAAUUACACCAAAACGUGAAUGUGAAAAAUAUCAUUAUUGCAUUAAUUGAUAGGCUUGCCCUCUUUGCUCACCGAGAGGAUGGACCAGGCAUCCCGGCUGAUAUAAAACUUUUUGAUAUCUUCUCCCAGCAGGUGGCCACUGUCAUACAGUCUAGGCAAGACAUGCCUUCGGAGGAUGUGGUUUCAUUACAAGUCUCUCUCAUUAACUUGGCUAUGAAAUGCUACCCCGAUCGGGUCGACUAUGUAGACAAAGUGUUGGAGACAACAGUGGAGAUAUUCAACAAACUUAACCUGGAGCAUAUUGCUACAAGCAGCGCUGUUUCAAAAGAACUAACAAGACUUCUGAAAAUCCCUGUUGACACCUACAACAAUGCCCUUACCGUCUUGAAACUGAAACAUUUCCAUCCACUCUUUGAAUAUUUUGAUUAUGAAUCCAGGAAGAGCAUGAGUUGUUAUGUACUUAGCAACGUGCUGGAUUACAACACAGAAAUUGUCUCUCAGGACCAGGUGGAUUCUAUAAUGAACCUUGUGUCGACGCUGAUCCAGGACCAGCCUGAUCAGCCGGCUGAAGAUCCUGACCCUGAAGAUUUUGCUGAUGAGCAGGGCCUUGUGGGCAGGUUCAUUCACCUCCUUCGUUCAGAUGAUCCCAAUCAACAGUACCUGAUUUUAAACACUGCCCGGAAACAUUUUGGUGCAGGUGGAAACCAGCGUAUUCGUUUUACAUUGCCGCCGUUGGUUUUUGCUGCAUACCAGCUUGCAUUCCGUUAUAAGGAGAACUCUAAAGUGGAUGACAAAUGGGAAAAGAAAUGUCAGAAGAUCUUCACAUUUGCACACCAGACAAUCAGUGCUCUGAUAAAAGCAGAGUUGGCAGAACUUCCUCUACGGCUCUUCCUCCAAGGGGCAUUGGCAGCUGGGGAAAUUGGAUUUGAAAACCAUGAAACAGUGGCCUACGAGUUCAUGUCCCAGGCAUUUUCUCUCUAUGAAGACGAAAUCAGUGAUUCAAAAGCGCAGCUGGCCGCAAUCACCUUGAUAAUUGGGACAUUUGAGAGGAUGAAAUGCUUUGGCGAAGAGAACCACGAGCCUUUGCGAACUCAGUGUGCUCUGGCGGCCUCCAAACUGCUGAAGAAGCCGGAUCAGUGCCGAGCCGUCAGCACCUGCGCCCAUCUCUUCUGGUCUGGCCGGAACACAGACAAGAAUGGAGAAGAGCUUCAUGGAGGGAAACGAGUCAUGGAGUGCUUGAAAAAGGCCUUGAAGAUAGCAAAUCAGUGCAUGGAUCCUUCUCUUCAAGUUCAGCUCUUCAUAGAAAUUCUGAACAGAUAUAUUUACUUUUACGAGAAGGAGAACGAUGCGGUGACAAUUCAGGUUUUGAAUCAGCUUAUACAAAAAAUCCGGGAAGACCUUCCAAACCUUGAAUCAACUGAGGAAACAGAACAGAUUAAUAAACACUUUCACAACACGCUGGAGCAUUUGCGUUUGAGAAGAGAAUCGCCGGAAUCCGAAGGGCCAAUCUAUGAAGGGCUGAUAAUCUAACACAAUGCCCUGGGUAGUUGCUAAUCCAAGUGGUUAUCUUUCCAUUUACAACAAAGUCCAUGAGGUUUUUUUUUUAAUUAUUAUUAUGAUGAUGAUGAUGCUAGAGUUCAUAGAUUUGUGCCUUUUGGAAGUGCCAAGUUAGGCUGUUUGCUCUCCUUUUUGUGUGAAUGUGCAAGCUAUUCCCUGAUGCAUUUCCAAACACUUAACAUGGACUACUUCUACCAAAUUGUACUGUUUGGACCAGCAGCUCGAUAGAUACCACCAGAAAAUUAGCAUGACUGAAGCCAUUUUUCUUAAAAUUCAUGUGAUGUGUAUCUGUCUCUUUUCCUCAAUCCUCUGCUCCUUCACAUUCUGAUUUCUUUUUGUUGCUCUUCUAUCACUUCAUCUCCCCCUUCAAGCCCUUUACUGUCUAGCCUGGCUUUCCAUCUGCAAGUGUUCUAGGGUGUGUGUGUGUGUGUGUGCAUGUGUGUUCAGUUUGUUUUUACAGAAAAUGUUCAUUUUUCUUGUAUGUCAGAUACUGCUUCAUCUUUUUUUAAAAAAAACAAACACCUUCCACUCAAGUUUAUGCCAGGUUCUUACCCAUUCUCAUAACUAGAAUAUAUUAAUGCAUGUUUUUGGAGUUGUAAAGCACCAUGCUCAAAAAAAGUAAAAAAAAUAAAAUGAAAUUCAGAAACUAUAUUUUGCAUAUGAGGGCUCUGUGACACUCAGUAAAGGGCCAGUAAUGUGUGCAGGGCAUAUUUAUCAAGAUAAUUUUUGUUUCCACAUAGUAUUAAGAAGACAAAAAAAGAAAGCAAAGAAUAGAUUGUGGUCUAUAUAGUAUAUGUAUAACCUUCAUUGCUGUAAAAUUAGGGGGAAAUGCAUUACACUCUUCUACUUCCUAUCAUGACUUUGCACCAGUGGAACAAUAAAGUUGCUAUUAACAA
Sceloporus undulatus (fence lizard) is the source of this 3454-nucleotide messenger RNA. RefSeq names its product VPS35 retromer complex component (gene VPS35). The record is from RefSeq and is a predicted model, not a curated record. Lineage: Eukaryota; Metazoa; Chordata; Lepidosauria; Squamata; Phrynosomatidae. Bases 141 to 2531 code for a protein of 796 amino acids. Gene Ontology annotation, cellular component: retromer complex; late endosome; retromer, cargo-selective complex. The transcript is spliced from 17 exons. Gene Ontology annotation, biological process: retrograde transport, endosome to Golgi; intracellular protein transport.